UGGCCCACCGACCAGCCUUCAAACGGCGAGGGGUGGAAAUGAGAUGAUCAUGUGAUUAUUUCUUAUCUACAGAAGAGAUAACACUUGUUGCGAGCAUCAACUUUUCAGAUCUUAUUUCUGGUUUCUACCUUCGCAUAGUCAUGCCUUACACCGAACAGGAUCCUCUAUUAUCAACAGAUAAAUCAUCCGCAGAAAUCAAGUGUUCGUCACAUCAAAACAUCAAUGCUGAUGACCCCGACAAUCCGGAGGAUACUCGAAAUGGCUGCUUUGAACCAACCACUGGGCGUGGGAAACGGUCAUUCAAUGAUUUAAUGGCUGGAGUUCUGGGGUUAUGCUCCCUCCUUAUACUUACCAUGCUAAUUUUACCCGGUGGUUUUGUCAACGAUACAUUCGAUCACGGUUGGCCAUUUGGAAGUCAAGAACCAAAGACAGUUGAGCAGAGAGUGGACAGAAUCCUGACUGAGACACCACUCAUAGGUAUGGUCAUCUGGCACAUCCGGACAGUACGGAUUUCAGACCUGGCUAAUAGGAUACAGAUGGACACAAUGAUCUUGCAAUUUUCAUUCGAUCCGUUUAUAAGAAUCGCAUCUAUGAUGAGAGCUUCACCAAUGUCUUUGAAAAUGGGGGAAUGCCUUAUCACGUGGAUCUUCCUCGACUGAAAGCUGGCAAGAACGGCGGAGCCUUUUGGAGUGCAUUUGCUCCAUGUCCCUCAAAUUGGAGUGACUUUUCUACUGAAAAUUAUGGCCAUUGUUAGUGAUGUUUUGCUGUUGCUCUGAUUGCCUUUCCAGCCCCUUUAUAUUCCUUCUCAUCUCUCCUUACCCUUUUUAAAAGUUCCAGUUUAGCAAACAGUCCGGACUGCAGUCCAAUAAGAUAAAGUUUCAGAUGUCCGGAAGUAUUUAAUAUCCAGAUCUUUUGAAUAUUGAAUUGUUUUCAGAUGUUAAAAAUUCAUGUCUAGUCUAUUAGUUUAGACUAUCGAAGCCUGUUUAGAACCUUCAUCGCUCUUUUUCAGUCAUACUGUCCCUCUUUCCGCAUUAUGUCCUCUUAUGUAUCUAAAAGACUUAAACUGAAUUUAAAUCCAACUAACUUUUUGAUUCAGCCGUUGCAUAUACCUUGUCCCAACUUGAUCUCCUCGCUCGUCUCCAAGCCGCCUAUCCUUCGUACUUCGCACUUCCCGGGAAUAGUAGCACAGCUUUGUCGGCUUUCAAAAAUGGCCAACUUAUAUCACCAUAUAUCAUUGAAGGUCUUCAUCAGAUCGGGAACUCCAUAUCCAAUCUCCGCCAGUAUUACAAUCUAGGAGUUCGCUACGCAACCCUAACACACAAUUGCCACAAUCGCUAUGCAGAUGCGGCACUUGUUGAACUUCCAGGAGGUGACAUCGAAAAAUCAACACCUCACUGGGGAGGCGUUUCUCCAGCUGGUCGUCAACUCAUACAUGAGAUGAACCGACUAGGGAUGAUUGUUGAUCUAUCGCAUACUAGUCAAGACACUAUGCGAUCAGUCUUGGGUUUGGAAGCAGACUGGCCAGGUAGUCUCGCGCCUGUGAUUUUCAGCCAUUCAUCUGCCUACGCGAUAUGCCCUCAUCCACGUAAUGUUCCUGAUGAUAUUCUACAACUCGUCAAAAAGACCAAUUCCCUCGUCAUGGUCAAUUUUGCACCAGACUUUGUAUCAUGUGUCGCGAAUUCGUCCAAUACAAAUGGACUUCCGGAUUUCUACCCAAACAACUCAACAUUAGAACAUGUUGCUAGACAUGUCAUGCAUAUUGGUGAUCUUAUUGGCUACGACCAUGUAGGCUUCGGCAGUGAUUUUGAUGGUAUAGAAAAUACACCAGAGGGUUUGGACGACGUAAGCAAGUAUCCGGACUUGGUAGCCGAACUUCUCAAACAAGGUGUUAGUGAUAAAGACGCUGCAAAGGUAGUAGGCGGUAAUAUUUUGAGAGUUUGGAAAGAUGUCGAUGAGGUUGCCGCACAUUUACAGGCGAAGGGAGAAAAGCCACUUGAGGAUGACCUUGCCUUAAUGGCAUAAAUAUUACUGGGCUUGUAUAUGUAUAAUAAAAAAUUACUUCUUGUUUGUUCUGUAGGUUAUAUUUUGUAUAUGUAUAUAUAUAUCUGUAUGCCAAAGACUUGACAUAUAUCGUCUUGCAAAUAUCGACUUG
This is a messenger RNA of Sclerotinia trifoliorum, 2152 nucleotides long. The record is from the annotation of a GenBank genome assembly. Lineage: Eukaryota; Fungi; Ascomycota; Leotiomycetes; Helotiales; Sclerotiniaceae.